AUAAAAUUUCUAGUAUUUGCUCUUGGUUAGCUUGCAAGCAUUUUCCUUUCCCAGAAGAAUGGGAUUGUGUUUUAAUUUUGCUUGUGAUACAUUUUCCUGUAUGUAAUUUUUAGACUUAUUUUUGGUAAUUAGAUCUGUUUGUCUUUUGUAUUAGCCUCAGAACUUGGUAGUUAUUUUUUGUCUAUUUUCCUUGAUAGGUUGUAAGCAACACUAGGAUGGUGGGAGUGUUUUUUGUUUAUCCUUGAAAGAUAGUGUAGUGUAGUGUUUGAGAUCUUUAGGCCCUAGAUCCUUUACUCCUUAAUCUAUGACUUUAUGGAAGUGGUUCAACCUUUCUGAGCCUCAAUUGUCUCAUCUCCAAAGUGGAAAGAGCAGUUUUUCUCACAGCCCUGAGAAAAGUAAACUGUCUGGCACAUAGUAUGUACACAGAUAUUAUCUGUUGUCAAAGUCAUCAUCCCUGGAUACUCAUUGUCCUGUAUUAGAAGACAAACAAUAAACAGUCAAAAGAGGGAAUACACAUUAAGUAUGUUUGUACCGGUUUCCAAACUCCACUGAUUUGGACCCCUCCUGAAAUGAAUGAAGUUACUCAACAAAUAUUUAUGAAGCUUCUGUGUGCAAGGUUGUAGACAUAGAACUAUGAUAAGAGUUCUUUCCCCAUGGAACUUACAGUCUGGUCGGGGAGAGAAAUCAAAUACUGCUUCAGAGGAUAAAAGAAGAAAGAUUCUUGUUCUUCCGCUAUGGGUGAGCCGCAACAAGUGAGUGCUCUUCCACCACCUCCAAUGCAGUAUAUCAAGGAAUAUACAGAUGAAAAUAUUCAGGAAGGCCUAGCUCCCAAGCCUCCACCUCCAAUAAAAGACAGUUACAUGAUGUUUGGCAAUCAGUUCCAAUGUGAUGAUCUUAUCAUCCGCCCUUUAGAAAGCCAGGGCAUUGAACGGCUUCAUCCUAUGCAAUUUGAUCAUAAGAAGGAACUGAGAAAACUCAAUAUGUCUAUUCUUAUUAAUUUCUUAGAUCUCUUAGAUAUCUUGAUAAGGAGCCCUGGGAGUAUAAAACGAGAAGAGAAACUCGAAGAUCUUAAGCUGCUUUUUGUACAUGUGCAUCAUCUCAUAAAUGAAUACCGACCCCACCAAGCAAGAGAGACAUUGAGAGUCAUGAUGGAGGUGCAGAAACGUCAACGCCUUGAAACAGCUGAGCGGUUUCAGAAGCAUCUGGAGCGAGUCAUUGAGAUGAUUCAGAAUUGCCUGGCUUCUUUGCCUGAUGAUCUGCCUCAUUCAGAAGCAGGGAUGAGAGUAAAAACUGAACUAAUGGAUGCUGAUGAUACCAACAAUUGUACUGGACAGAAUGAACAGCAAAGAGAAAAUUCAGGUCAUAGGAGAGACCAGAUUAUAGAGAAAGAUGCUGCCCUGUGUGUCCUAAUUGAUGAAAUGAAUGAAAGACCAUGAAGGAUAUAUAUAUAUAUAUAUAUAUAUAUAUAUAUUU
Messenger RNA from Mustela erminea (ermine), 1473 nucleotides. RefSeq names its product mediator complex subunit 7 (gene MED7). Gene Ontology annotation, biological process: regulation of transcription by RNA polymerase II. The record is from RefSeq and is a predicted model, not a curated record. Gene Ontology annotation, cellular component: mediator complex. Gene Ontology annotation, molecular function: transcription coregulator activity. NCBI's taxonomy places the organism in Eukaryota, Metazoa, Chordata, Mammalia, Carnivora, Mustelidae. The transcript is spliced from 3 exons. The coding region runs from base 735 to 1436 and encodes 233 amino acids.